This is a messenger RNA of Eleginops maclovinus (Patagonian blennie), 1363 nucleotides long. It is a transcript of the gene dnajc24, whose product is annotated as DnaJ (Hsp40) homolog, subfamily C, member 24. Gene Ontology annotation, molecular function: ferrous iron binding; ATPase activator activity. The coding region runs from base 115 to 606 and encodes 163 amino acids. Gene Ontology annotation, biological process: positive regulation of ATP-dependent activity. The record is from RefSeq and is a predicted model, not a curated record. Lineage: Eukaryota; Metazoa; Chordata; Actinopteri; Perciformes; Eleginopidae. The transcript has 5 exons.
ACCGGAAGUCUUGGUGAGCGCCACAGGAUGUCAGCAGCCGGACUAUAAACACAGGAGGAUUCCGUACAUCGCUGGACACAUGUCUUCACUUAGGUGACACCCUUGGUUUAUGGGAUGAGUGCAGAGAAGGACCUGUAUGCUGUUCUGGGGGCCAGUCCCUCAGACUCAGUGCAGCAGCUCAGACACAGGUACCAGCAGCUGGCCUUACAGUUCCACCCAGACCGCCUCAGAGGUUCUUCAGAAGCAGAGUCCGGUGUGAAGAAGUUUCUGGAAGCUGAUGCAGCCUGGAGGAUUCUGAGCGACCAGAACACCAGGAGAGAGUAUGACCUGCAGAGGAGAGCUCAGGAACUGAAACAGGAUUGGCCGGUGGAUUGUACAGUGUGUCUGGAGGACAUGACCUGGGACGAGGAGGAGUGUGUGUACACAUACGGCUGUCGCUGUGGAGGAGGAUUCAGCGUCUCAGAGGAGGAGGUAGAGGAGGAGACACAGAGGAGGCAGCAGGAGGAGGAGGAGGAGCAGAAAACAGAUGGAGGAGUGGUGGUGUGCUGUGAUACAUGUUCCCUCAGUGUGUGUGUCACGUGGUCAUUACACAGAAAGACCCAGUAACAGUCACACCUCGGACACUGACGUCAACAUUACCCUGCUUGGAGGAGGACACCAAAGGAUGGACGUGUUGGUUGUGGAAGAGGACAGUUUCUCCAAAGCUUGUGUUCAGCAGGGUUUGAAGCAAGGCCUCAAAGCAGCAAUAAAUCAGCUCACUGAGGACACGUACUGUAUGAAGGUGGCAGAUUUUAUGUGGAAUUGUGUGAAGGUAAAUGUUGCUUUUUCACCCUUCUCCUUGUGGACAUUGACAGCACAUCUCUGACCUGGGACCUGCUCUUCAGCCAUGGCCUGACAGGGUCCAGUUCAUCUUAACUGAAUACAUAUGUUUAACUUAGUUUAUGGGUGCUUUGAUAAACGUGUGCUGUUAUUUUGAAAUUUGAAGAGAACUCUUGUUACUCUACAUUACAUUUCAUUUAGCUGAAGCUCUAAUUCAAAGCGACUUACAAUGAAUGCCUUCAACAAAGCAGAAAACUACUCCAAAAGCGCAGGUACAUUAUCUUUUGAAGGUCAAACCAUAGUUAGUGCUGCUGCAUUGGCUUUAAAGAAGCAACACCUUUCUAAGUGACACAUUCUGAAGUGGGUUUUUUAAUUGCCAAGCUCCUUUGAUAUAUCUUUUGCUAAAAGUUUACCAAAGUCAUUGAAAUUGUAGUGUAUUAUUUUAUUAUAACCUCUUAUUUAUUGUAUGGUAUGUAUAGGCAUUGAAAUGAUACAAUCAUGAUUGUGAUAAAUACUAUGGAAUAAUAAAUUGCUGUUUUUUCUA